ACUUCCAAGGUCGAGAUCUCGACGAUUUUAUCGUCAAUUUGUGCAAUUAUCUUCACUAUGAAGGCUCAUGCGUGUCAAUAUCCCAGUUGCAGCAAAAGCUUCACCCGCGCUGAACAUCUCCGUCGACAUGCGCUUAAUCAUGAGCAACCACGUCUUGGUUUUACCUGUGAUCGCUGCUCUGUGCAUUUUCAGCGACCGGACUUAUUAGAACGGCAUAUGGAACGACAUAGCAAACGAGACGCCGAGGCAGGGGGACCCGGACUAGGCGUACUGAAGACCCGCAAAAGGACCCGCAGAGCUGGCGACGGGACAAUUGUUGUACGUCCGUCGCAGCGAGAGAUGCGAUCGGCGGUUAGAUCUUCGACCUCGACGACCAGUUCCGAUCGGGGGUGGACGGAGGAAGAAGAAGAUUUCGUGAAUCAUGCACCUCUUUCACCUCCCGGUUCUGGGACGGAUCUGACUUCGCUCUCUAUGGACGAGAAUGAUCAGUUCCUAGCGCCCAUGAUGCCUGGAGGUCCAUUUGAGCCAUAUGUUGAGCCUAUUCCUGGCCAAUUCGACGCGGCGGACGGGUCAUACAACGUUGGCGACGGAAUGGGUGAUUUGUUUGGUAUGGACACAGCAACCGAUUUCAAUCUCCCAUUUGCAGCCACCUGCAACUAUAAUUGGUUGUUCGAUGUCGCCUCUCUCGAUGACGCUUUUCAUGAUCUCGACUUCCCAUUAGGAUUCGAAACAGAGACUUUCGCAGACGGCAUGGAAUCAGUGAAUACCCAGGAAAUUAAUAAAAACGAUGGCCCGUCCGCAUUGCUUGAGGUUGCUUCAAUGAUGGAUAGAAUGCAAAGUUUACAAGAAACAAUGCCUUCGGUUGCACCGGAACUCGUGGAGAUGGAUUGGAUGUCUGGGGCAUCCUAUCUGGGGUCAAAUCCGCCUCAGCACUUGCCACGAGUUAACGAGGACGCUAGAGCUGGGAUUUUGUCCAUCGUGGCUCAAACACACCCCAUGGGCAUUGAUGGGCAGCCAAUGGCUCUAGAUUCUCCACUCCUGACAUUAAACGCGCUGCAGAGCUACUGUGACUUAUUCUUCACUCGCUUCAAUGCCACAUAUCCACUUGUUCAUCAACCGACAUUUAACCCCAGCGUCGUCGAUCCAGUUCUUCUUGCAGCAAUCCUAUUCAUGGGAGCUACGUACAGUACGCGGGAAGCGCACCAACUGGCGGUAGGAAUUCAUGACAAGCUCCGAAUUCAACUUCUGGGACAUUCAGAAUUUUCGCCUCAACCUGCUUUAUGGGUCUUGCAAAGCAUGCUUCUGAUUGAUUGUUUUGGGAAAAUGAGGGCUGGCCCAAAGCAGCGAGAGAAUGCACAACUUUAUCACUGUGUAUUGAUUAAACUCAUUCGCCGCAGUACCUGUUGCAGCAUCCAAGAUUCGCCGCUAGCUCAAUCGGAAGACUUGGAGCACGCAUGGCGACAGGCAAUGGAUCUUGAGCAGAGGAAGCGCUUGGCAAUGCAUUGUUUUAUGUGGGAUACCCAGCAUGCGGUUUUAUUCUCCCAGUCUCUGUGCAUGUCCGCAUUUGAGAUUAGGUCGUCCCUGCCUUGCAGUAGCGCUGCAUGGGAAGCAUCCUCGGCUCACGAGUGGGCCCAAUUAUCUGCUCGUGAAACAACUCGUCCCUUUCUGACGGUACUUAAGGGGUAUAUCACUACAGGAGCAGUUCCUCGUCCUCGCGAUUUGAAUGUUUUUGCCCGCUCUGUCAUCCUUCACGGAUUGAUGUCAGUAUCGGCUGAUCUAAAGCGCCGAGACCAGACUACACUGCGAUCAGAAACCCCUGAGAAAGUGGGGGCCUGGGUCCCACGUAUGAGCCGCUCAUACGAUCUAUGGAAAGUGGACUUUGAUGCAGAUUGUCUAGCAAUGAAAUUAUCCCAGACUGCCGAUCAACGUCGUUUCACCGGGCUCAAAGUGGCAUCACAUGCCCUCUAUCAUGCUGCCUGUCUUGCUUUGAACGUGGAAAUCUUGGACUUGCAGAUUGUUGCUGGUGCGACCAAUAUUUUAGGACGCCCUGUCACUCCGGCGGAUCAGUCACGAUCUCAGAGGAGUAUUCUUCGCUGGUUACAUGAGGAGUCGAGUGCAUCGUGGGAUGCAGCGCGUCAUUCAUCAACCCUACUCCAGGAUGCUGUCUUGAGUCUUAAUGACUGGAAUCAGACUGAUGCUUUCCAUUUCCCGUGGUGCUUGUAUCUGGCUACUCUGAACUGCUGGAUCUUCCAUCGUGGAAUGGAUUUGUCGGCUUCUGAGCACCGGAUUACCACGGAUCUGUCUUCGUUGAUCGUGAUGAUGACCAAUUGUCCCAACGAGACAGAAUUGGCCGCCUUAUCGGGCAGAUAUGACCCCAAGCCAUUAGCAGUGGCAAUGGCACAGCAGUUGGCGACUGUUAGGUGGGCAGUAGUGCAUGACGCAAUGAAAGUCUUGAUGAACUUGUCCUGA
Penicillium verhagenii is the source of this 2469-nucleotide messenger RNA. RefSeq lists its product as uncharacterized. The record is from RefSeq and is a predicted model, not a curated record. The transcript is spliced from 3 exons. Lineage: Eukaryota; Fungi; Ascomycota; Eurotiomycetes; Eurotiales; Aspergillaceae. The annotation marks the transcript as partial. Gene Ontology annotation, molecular function: zinc ion binding; DNA-binding transcription factor activity, RNA polymerase II-specific; RNA polymerase II cis-regulatory region sequence-specific DNA binding. Gene Ontology annotation, biological process: DNA-templated transcription; regulation of transcription by RNA polymerase II. Gene Ontology annotation, cellular component: chromatin.